CCUCCCUGCGGACGCGCCCCCCCCCGAGGAUGUGCAAGGGCCUGGCGGGGCUGCCGGCCUCCUGCCUGAGGAGCGCGAAGGACGUGAAGCACCGGCUGGGGGCGCUGCUGCAGAAGUCGGGGUCCUGCGAGCACGGCUCUUCCCACGGCAGGAGGGACAAGCUGGUCGUCUGCCAGAGGGUGGGCCCGGAGGAAGUCAAAAAGUGGGCGGAAUCUCUGGAGAGCCUGAUCAGCCAUGAGUGUCAACCUGGACGCCUGCACCCGGGAGGAGACCCGCCGGAACCUGCGGGCGCCCACGGCCACCUGCUUCGACGAGGCCCAGCGGCGCAUCUUCCACCUGAUGGAGAAGGACUCCUACCGCCGCUUCCUCCGGUCCCGCUUCUUCCUGGAGCUGGCCCGCCCCGCCGCCUGCAGGCCCGGGAAGCAGAGGGGGGCCAAGCCGGCCGCGGACGGCCCCUCCCUGGUGCCCCAGUGUGCCUAGUCCCCCCGGCGGCCGAGACUUGUGCCGGAGACCCGCGGCCAGCCGUGGUCCGUGGGCGGCAGGGGCGUGCGAGCCUGCACCGUAGCCUAGAACCCACGCUGCCCGCCCCGUGCCCUCCCUAGAUUUCGUGUCCAUGUUUCCGCGUCCGCUGGGCCAGCCUCUCAUUCCAGCCCGCCCCCCCGCCCCCCGGUUUUUAGAGACCGUUGGCCGCUCUGUCUGCCCAGCGGCGUGGCCUCAGGCGGGUCGGUCGGUGGGUCCCCGUCACGUGACACCCACAGGCUCACGGGUGGUGCUGGCCAGGACCUCCUGCAAACUGGGGGCGUUUGGGUGAGGCUGAUCAGUCGUGUGUUCACGUGCACGCACGCAAACACACGCGCGCACACCCGUAAGAAUGGACGGAGAGGCCCCAGGCACUCAGCGCCGGUGUGUACACACGCACACACACUUGCACGCACAUCCAGUCCCCGUCUCCACCCAGAGACCCAGCAGCAUCCCGCUCCUGCCGGCUCGCCUGCAGGCCCGCCGCCAUCCUCCAGGGGGCGCCAUACCUGAUUCAGCUGUG
Molecule: messenger RNA, 1042 nt
Organism: Phyllostomus hastatus (greater spear-nosed bat)
Lineage: Eukaryota; Metazoa; Chordata; Mammalia; Chiroptera; Phyllostomidae
Gene: RGS4
Product: regulator of G protein signaling 4
Exons: 4
Coding region: 30-602 (190 amino acids)
Source: RefSeq, a predicted model, not a curated record